Molecule: messenger RNA, 2018 nt
Organism: Cuscuta epithymum
Lineage: Eukaryota; Viridiplantae; Streptophyta; Magnoliopsida; Solanales; Convolvulaceae
Source: the annotation of a GenBank genome assembly
CCACCCUCAUUUUCGGCCAAGGCUCAUCAAGAGGAGAGGAAACCCCCUGCAAAAUACAUCCUCCAUAUCCAAGAACAAAGCCCAAGCAAUAGGAGUCCAAGGAGGAAGAUUAUAGAAGAAAAAAAAAACUAGGAAAAGGUGUGAAAACUAAGGAACUUGUAAAGGGUAUUUCAUGUGAUUUCACAAAGUUGGAAAAGUCGCCGGAGUAGUCGCCGGAGUUGACCAAAAGUCGCCGGAGUUUCACCGGAGUUCAACCAAGAAGAGUAGAACUUCAUAACGCUAGUUCAAGGUUGAAGCUAGGGCUUGCUACUUGCACCUUCUCACGGGUGAUAUCAAAUCAGGAAGACGUGAAAUGGAGGGCAGGCGAAUGAGGACCAGGAACAAUCCGAGGGGGCAGGCGCCGGUAGCAUCCCAAAGGGGAAGCCGGGCUGCAUCUCGGGGUUCGAGAGGAGGCCGUGGAGGCCGUGGAAGCCGUGGAGGUCAUCAAGCUCAAACUGUGAGUGAUGGCCAUGUGAGCUCGGUGUAUGAGACCAACACCGAAGACUACGACUCAACCUACGUGCCAGAGACAGAGCAUGAAGAGACCCCGUAUGAUGGGGGUGACACGUACACCGAUGAUGAUGAUGAAGAGAGUGAUGCCAAGUUCGCCCAAAUGGGCGAGUUGCUUGAAUGGUAUCAAAAAGAAAAAUUGAGGAGGGACCUUAGGCGCCAAGCGAGGCGUGGCUCUCGCGGUGGUUCGGGUCAAGGAAGCCGGGGAGCUUCCGUGGCCACCCCAGCGGCGUCACAAGGUGGGCGUGAAGGAGGUUUUGUCGUGAGAAUCUCCAAGUACCUCAAGGAGGCUAGGGCCUUGGGGUGUAGGUCCUUUGACGGCACCGGUGACAUUACCGUUGCCGCCGAUUGGAUUAAGAAGGUGAAGGAUGCAUCAAGAGACAUGCAAAUCACACCGGACGUGAAGUUGACUGUCGCUUCACGGCUACUUGAAGGGAUAGCCUCUACGUGGUGGGAGAGCGUGGAGGGGAAGUACCAUGGGGAAAUAACAUGGGCGGACUUUGAGCUAGAGUUCUAUGCUCAAUACUACUCCGAGUACGAGGUGAAUGUGAAACGGAGAGAGUACACUAACCUCAAACAGAAAGAUGGCGGCACAGUUAAACAACUGGAACAAGAGUUUAGAACCUUGGCUAGGUUCUUGCCGGAGUACGCGGUUGAUGAGAACCGCAUGACGGAGCACUUUUGGGAUGCCCUACUCUUGGACAUUCGUGACCGAGCUACGUACUCGCGCCACAUGACCUUCAGUGAGGUGGUGGAGCAGGGCCUUCUUGGGGAGGCCCAAUGGAAUGAGAGAAAAGAGAGAGACGCCGAGGAGGCGAAAAAGAGGAAAUGGCAAAGUUCGGGGCCGCCCGAGCAUGCACGGAAGGAUAAGCACGGUGGAGGUGGCGGUUCGUUCAAGACACCGGCACCACCGGCAAAGAAGAACAGGGAUGCUCGGUGGCAUGCAUCCUCCUCACAAAGGACGGGGCCUCCAAAGUGUGCCAACUGUUCGAAAAAUCAUUUUGGGAAGUGCAAUGCACCCCCAAGGUGUUAUCAAUGCGGGAACACGGGCCACAUGAAGGCCAAUUGCCCACAAUUAGGGGGAGGAGGAGCUCCGGGAUCCGGAGGAGGAACCAUGACGGGAAGGAACCGUGCGGGCCCGUCAAACGGCGGGACGGGAAGAGGCGGCGCGUCCACAAGCCAUGCCGCGUCCGUAAAUCAAGGCGGGACCCAAGCACGAGUGUACGCAAUGACCGAGGCGGAUGCGCGAGCAAACCCGGACUCCGUUGCAGGUUGAAGCUAGGGCUUGCUACUUGCACCUUCUCACGGGUGAUAUCAAAUCAGGAAGACGUGGUUCGUGCUUCCUUAUUUUCUUUCAAACUACCGAACACUUGCUCAUGGAUAUUUGUUUUACUAUAAACACUUUUUGGGCUUGCAUGCCCAUGUUGUUGGCCGGUUGUGGCUCAUGACUUACCGUUGAAUAUUUCCGC